Messenger RNA from Rotaria sordida, 588 nucleotides. The record is from the annotation of a GenBank genome assembly. NCBI's taxonomy places the organism in Eukaryota, Metazoa, Rotifera, Eurotatoria, Philodinida, Philodinidae.
AUGCCUAGUAGUUGUUUUUCAAUGAAAUGUUUUAUUCAUUUUUUCUAUUUAUUUACAGGUUGUUUAUCACCUAUAGGUUCAAUUACUUCAUCUAAUCGAGGAUCUGUAUUUAAUAGUCAAACAUUGAUCAAUACUCGAGUUCCAUCAACAAGUAAUAGAACUGAUGAAGUGAUUCGUGUAAUUAAAAAACCUACUCCACCCAUGACAACAACAGGAGGACUUUAUGAAGAUGAUGAUGAUGAAGAUGAAUCAGUUGAACGUAUUUCAUAUAAAUCUAUACCAGAAAGACCAAUGAAUACUCCAAUACACUUACCUACAAUUCCUAUGUCACAACAAAAAAGCACAAAACCAACCUAUAUAAAUAGAAAACCAACACCUAAUUUUGAAAAUCAAUCAAAUAUAAUUGAGAGUCGACGUUGGUUUGAUCAACCACUUGGUGAUCAAAAUUUACUUCCUGUACAUGAUGGUCGAUAUGGUCUUAUUGCCGGUACAUCCACUAAUGAGUAUAUAUUAAACAGUCAAUUACCUGAUAAUGAUUAUGUAGAACACAAUCCACGUAGGAAUAGAAGUAAUUGCACAAUAUCAUAA